AAGUCCGGGCGGAGACUGAGGCUGCGCUUCUCGCGAAAGGGCUGGCGUCGCGGGGCUGGCCACUUCCGCACUUCCGCUUUCCGGCCCAGCCAGCGCCCGCGAUGACUGCCACUCUCCGCCCCUACCUGAGUGCCGUGCGGGCCACGCUGCAGGCUGCCCUCUGCCUGGAGAAUUUCUCCUCCCAGGUUGUGGAACGACACAACAAGCCCGAGGUGGAAGUCAGGAGUAGCAAAGAGCUCCUAUUGCAACCUGUGACCAUCAGCAGGAAUGAGAAGGAAAAGGUUCUGAUUGAGGGCUCCAUCAACUCUGUCCGGGUCAGCAUUGCUGUGAAACAGGCUGAUGAGAUCGAGAAGAUUUUAUGCCAUAAGUUCAUGCGCUUCAUGAUGAUGCGAGCAGAGAACUUCUUUAUCCUUCGAAGGAAGCCAGUGGAGGGAUAUGACAUCAGUUUUCUGAUCACCAACUUCCACACAGAGCAGAUGUACAAACACAAGUUGGUGGACUUUGUGAUCCACUUCAUGGAAGAGAUCGACAAGGAAAUCAGUGAGAUGAAGCUGUCAGUCAAUGCUCGUGCACGCAUCGUGGCUGAGGAGUUCCUCAAGAAUUUUUAAACCAUCUGGCUGGAUCUUGAGGCCUUCCCCCUCAGACUCCCCCGUGUCUCUGCAAAGGCAUCCUGGAGUUACUCCCUAGAGCGGCGGCGGAGGCAGCAGCAGCAAGCAGCAGCGGCAGAGCGGGGGAGCUGGGUCGGGGUGGGCAUUAGAUGCGGGAGGUGGGUGGUGUGCUUGCUAGCUGGGCAACAAAGCAGCAGUGGACCUGCCCCAAGGCCACAGGUGCCUGGUCAGGCUGGCUUCUGAUGUUCAGUCCCCUGGGCUGGGACAGAUUUUUUUUAACGUCUUGAAACUUAAAUUCUGUGCUUGUAGGAGACUGAAACCUUUUUGUCUUUUUUUUUUUUUUUUUUUU
Panthera uncia (snow leopard) is the source of this 957-nucleotide messenger RNA. It is a transcript of the gene ARPC4, whose product is annotated as actin related protein 2/3 complex subunit 4. Lineage: Eukaryota; Metazoa; Chordata; Mammalia; Carnivora; Felidae. The transcript is spliced from 6 exons. Gene Ontology annotation, cellular component: actin cytoskeleton; Arp2/3 protein complex. Gene Ontology annotation, biological process: actin filament polymerization; Arp2/3 complex-mediated actin nucleation. Bases 102 to 608 code for a protein of 168 amino acids. The record is from RefSeq and is a predicted model, not a curated record. Gene Ontology annotation, molecular function: actin filament binding.